This is a messenger RNA of Arabidopsis arenosa, 1034 nucleotides long. Lineage: Eukaryota; Viridiplantae; Streptophyta; Magnoliopsida; Brassicales; Brassicaceae. The record is from the annotation of a GenBank genome assembly.
AAAUCAUUAAAGUUGAAGAGGUUGGAAAAAAAAAAGAAAAACAAAAAAGAGAAGGAGAGAGAGCGCAAAUGGAGUGGAAGAAAUGGUACUUAGACGUGAUUCUUGUGCCCUUAGCUCUUAUGAUGAUGAUUUGCUACCACGUCUACUUGUCCUUCAUGGUUCGAACCCAUCCCUUCUCCACCCUCCUCGGCAUUAACUCUCACGGCCGCCGGAUGUGGAUUUCUGCUAUGAUCAAGGAGAAUCAGAAGACGAAUAUAUUGGCCGUACAAACACUGCGUAACAUAAUAAUGGGAGCUACACUAAUGGCCACGACCUGCGUGCUCCUCUGCGCGGGUCUAGCCGCAGUGUUAAGCAGUACUUACAGCAUCAAGAAGCCUCUAAACGACGCCGUUUUUGGAGCUCAUGGAGAUUUUGCCAUAUCAAUCAAAUACCUAACAAUUCUCACAAUCUUCAUCUUCUCCUUCUUCUUCCACUCCCUCUCCAUCCGUUUCCUAAACCAAGUCACAAUUCUCGUAAACAUCCCUAAUUUAGACCCUAACCCUUCUGGUUGCUUCUUCCUCACGUCUGAGCACGUCAGCGAGAUGUUCGAAAAGGGUAUCUUUCUCAACACGGUAGGUAACAGGUUGUUCUACGCUGGCUUUUCUCUAAUGCUAUGGAUCUUUGGUCCCAUCCUCGUGUUCUCGACCGUUUUGGUGAUGGUUCUUGUUCUUUAUAACCUCGAUUUCGUGUCACGCAACAACAAUAAAGAGAAACCACGUGUAGUGGAUUUCCGACGUGCCUCUGAUCUUACGAAUGAUGGUGAAGAGGACGCAAGAUGAGUUUUUUUGUUAAAGGAUGGUGCUUGAUGAUAGUACAUGACGAUGAUGUCAUAUCCUCCGGAUUGUUAAUAAAUGCACUAGGAGAUUUUCUCUUGUUGUGGCCUUGGUUUUAUAAACUUUUAUUAUUUUGUGCUCUAUAACCUCUGGUAAUUUCAAUCUCGUUCACGUUAUACAUGAUCUUUUAUUGGAAUAAUAUAAUAAAUUCCGUUUUGUAAA